Messenger RNA from Teleopsis dalmanni, 2942 nucleotides. Its product is annotated as spermatogenesis-associated protein 20-like. Gene Ontology annotation, biological process: carbohydrate metabolic process. Lineage: Eukaryota; Metazoa; Arthropoda; Insecta; Diptera; Diopsidae. The transcript is spliced from 5 exons. Bases 30 to 2468 code for a protein of 812 amino acids. The record is from RefSeq and is a predicted model, not a curated record.
AACAAAACUGACUAAAUUUUUUCUUUGCUAUGUUUAAAAAUAUAUGUCGUUGCAGCAAUAAUUUAAUACGUAAAUCAAGCACAGCAGCAAAUCCUCCAAAGCACAUCCCAUUGACAAUAAAUACAAAAAAUUCGAGUUGUUUAAAAACAACAACAACACAAAAAGAAAAAGGUUUAUCGUUACAAGCAACAAAUCAUUCAUAUUUUACUAGAACAAGUUUGAUACGCAGUAUGUCUACUGAAGCAGUCUCAGCAGCACCCAAACAUACAAAUCGGUUGGCUAAAGAGAAAUCUCCGUAUCUUUUACAACAUGCCCAUAACCCAGUAGAUUGGUAUCCUUGGGGUGAAGAGGCUAUAGAACGUGCACGUGCAGAGAAAAAGUUGAUAUUUUUGUCUGUUGGUUAUUCAACUUGCCACUGGUGUCAUGUUAUGGAGCGUGAAUCUUUUGAAAACGAAGAUGUUGCUAAAAUUCUCAAUUCUAAUUUUAUAAGCAUUAAAGUGGAUCGUGAAGAACGUCCUGAUAUUGACAAAAUUUAUAUGCAAUUUGUUUUAAUGAUUAAUGGACAUGGUGGUUGGCCUAUGUCUGUGUGGUUAACACCAGACCUAGCUCCAUUAGCUGCAGGCACUUAUUUUCCUCCAGUUAAUCAUCGAGGUGUACCUUCCUUUUCAAAUGUACUGAAAACAAUACUUUCAAGAUGGGAAUCAAACGAGCAGCAACUUAACUCAACUGGCAAAGAAAUUAUAGCAACACUUAGAAAGCAACUGACAGAAAAACAAAGCGAACAAGUUUUUGAGCCCAAUAGCGCAGAUCACGUUCUAAAAGAAGCAUUGAAUAUAUUCAAACAACGCUAUGAUCGACAUUAUGGCGGUUUUGGUUCUCGUCCCAAAUUUCCAGAAGUAUCACGACUUAACUUUCUCUUUCACGCUUAUAUUGUAACAAAGGACACUGAUGUCCUGGAUAUGGUAUUACAAACUCUCUACCAUAUCGGUGAUGGCGGCAUACAUGAUCAUGUUUUUGGUGGAUUUGCACGAUAUUCCGUAGAUAGUGAGUGGCAUGUGCCACACUUUGAGAAAAUGUUGUACGAUCAAGGGCAAUUGAUGGCGUCUUAUGCAAACGCAUAUAAGUUAACCCGUGAUGAAUAUUUUUUACGACGCGCUGAUGAUACAUUUCGUUAUCUUAUAAAAGAUCUAAGACAUCCACUAGGUGGGUUUUUUGCUGGAGAAGAUGCUGAUUCUUUGCCAACUUUCAACGAUGCAGUAAAAGUAGAAGGCGCAUUUUAUGCUUGGACAUUUGAUGAAGUGAAGGAAGCAGUUAUGGCUAAUGAAAAAUUAUAUGGGAAUUUUGAUGCAAACCGCGCAUUUGAAAUAUAUUCCUUUCAUUAUUCUAUGCUUCCCGCUGGUAAUGUACAACCAUCAAGUGAUCCUCAAGGACACUUAAAAGGCAAAAAUAUACUUAUUGUAAAAGAUUCUGAAAAGGAUACUUGCAAGAAGUUUGAAAUAACUGUCGAACAAUUGCAACUCAUUUUGAAUACAACAAAUGAUAUCUUACAUGAAAUACGUGAUAAAAGACCUCGGCCACAUCUUGAUACUAAAAUCAUAACCGCUUGGAAUGGCUUGGUUUUAUCUGGCUUAGCUAAAUUGUCAAAUUGUGGUAGUUCAAAACGUGAAGAAUAUAUGAAUGCAGCUAAAAAACUUGUCGAUUUUAUAAAAACGAAUCUUUUUGAUGCUAAGCACAAGAAACUAUUCCGCUCCUGUUACGGAAUAGAUGUCAAUAAUGAAAAGCUCAAUAUAGAAGAAAUGGAGAAUAUUUAUGGCUUCCUAGACGAUUAUGCUUUUCUAAUUAAAGGACUUCUAGAUUAUUAUAAAUCCUCUUUGGACAUAAACGCUUUACAAUGGGCAAUAGAGCUACAAGAUAUACAGGAUACUUUAUUUUGGGAUGAUAACCAUGGUGGCUAUUUCUAUUCAGAAGCUGAAUCACCCAACGUAGUCGUAAGACUUAAAGAAGAUCACGAUGGCGCAGAACCAUGUGGAAAUAGUGUUUCCGCACGCAAUCUUAUUUUACUCUCACACUACUUCGAUAAAGACACCUAUCAAAAACGUGCUGCAAAAUUAUUUGAUUUCUUUGCAGAUGUUAAGCCAUUUGGCUAUACACUUCCAGAAAUGACAUCAGCUUUGUUCUUACAUGAAUUUGGUUUGGAUUUGGUUGCUGUUGUUGGACCAGAUUCAGAAACUACUAAGCGUUUUGUAGAAAUUUGCCGUAAAUUUUAUAUACCAGGUAUGAUAAUACUACAUGUCGAUCCGCAGCAUCCAGAUGAUUCCUACAAUGAACGUGUCCAAAACAAAUUCAAAAUGAUCAAUGGUAAGCCAACAGUGUACAUAUGUCACGACAGGGUUUGCCGCAUGCCAGUUACAGAUCCAGCAGUGCUUGAAGAAAAUCUCAAAGAGAAUUUUUUUAGAGUAGAACUCUAAAUAAUUUAAUUUUUAAAAAUUUUCAAAAAAAAAAUAUAUUUAACAAAUAAUUAAAGACAAAUUAAUUUGCUUUAAAAACUAUAAGUUAGCAAUAUUACAAUGACAUUAUUAUUAUUAAAUUACCGCAAUAUAUUUAGACUCGUUUAAUACAAUUAUAAUCGUAGUACUAGUCUCGAAAGCUGUUGAAUAUUUUUUAAUGCAACAAAAAUGUUAUUUAUAAUGUUUAAAUAUAAUUAACUUAAAAUAAUUAUAUAUAAUCAAAGGAUUGUAUGGUUGGAAACUGGGUGAGAUUUGCGAAGCGAAUCAAAGUUAUGUGAAUGUUUUUAUUUUGAUAUUGUUUUAUAUUUUAAAAAUUAUUGAUAUCGACAUCAAUUAUUUACAUGGUAGAAGAUAAAUCCAUGAUAUUGUUUUACAUUAUAUUAUUGAAAGCAUAUAUGCAAUUUUUAUAUGCAGAUAUAUGAUUCUCUUCAUAAC